Messenger RNA from Puntigrus tetrazona (Sumatra barb), 2320 nucleotides. Its product is annotated as leucine-rich repeat-containing protein 19-like. Gene Ontology annotation, cellular component: plasma membrane. NCBI's taxonomy places the organism in Eukaryota, Metazoa, Chordata, Actinopteri, Cypriniformes, Cyprinidae. Gene Ontology annotation, biological process: interleukin-8 production; positive regulation of non-canonical NF-kappaB signal transduction. The transcript is spliced from 5 exons. Gene Ontology annotation, molecular function: signaling receptor activity; protein binding. Bases 481 to 1473 code for a protein of 330 amino acids. The record is from RefSeq and is a predicted model, not a curated record.
ACUCUACCAUUCAUAUCUAUAACAUUUUCUUCUUUAAUUUUAAACCUUACAAAAGUGAAAAACUGAUGUUUCAUGCAGAUGACGAGGCAAAAGUCCUAAAUGCUAUUAUAACAAGAAAUGUAAUAGCAGUCAACUGAAACAAACUGAUUACAUUAUGAAACCUUGGAAUAAUGCCAUAUAAUGGUCAUCACAAGCUUUUUUGUACUUCAAAGAAGCAAAGAGUCUGUUCAAAUGAUCCAUUAAAUGCUUAAAUGAUUAAAGUUUAUUGUCAUGUAAGGUUAAGUAUCAUGGCAAAAACUUAGCAAAACAAAAACAAAUAUCCUUUUUGCACUGAACAAACCAUAAAGCAAAUGGAGACGAUGUGCUGUGUCAGGAAUACACCAGUCGAGUUCUGAAUGAGGUGAACGGGACAUAAAACACUGACACAAGGACACUGUUUGUUUGGUUGAUGCAGUGCUGUUAUCACAGCUAACAGAGAUCAUGGUCAGGAGACAGAUGCAUGUGGUGUGGGUCGCAGCGGUUCUGAUGAGCUCAGGAGUGAUCGCACAGCAGGUUGACAUGAGCAACGCAGCUCUGACAGAGAUUCCUAAAGAUAUACCUACAAACAUCACCAGAUGGAUCCUGAGCAAUAACUCACUUGUGAUGACCGCCUCGGAUAUAAACACCUUACAGAAAUAUCCCAGGAUUACUGAGUUAGAUCUUUCUUACAACCACAUACAGAUCCUGCUUCCUGGAGCCUUUGACAAACUCACAAAUCUAAACAUUCUUAAACUGAGGGGAAAUAGCCUGCAGACCCUUGACAAAGACAUCUUAAAAGGACUGACAAAACUAAAGAUUCUGGAUCUGAAGGACAACCCAUGGAACUGCUCCUGUUCGCUCAAAAGCCUCUUCAAAGAGCUGAAUGAGUCUGGUGUAUCAAUAGGGAAAGAAGUCACUUGUGACACUCCCCAGAAAACAGCUGUGCUUGAUGGUAACCCUUCCUGCUCAAUUCAAGCCACAACAUCUGUGGAGAAAUCUACAGCUCCCACAAUGAAAACCAGAUCAACACCAGCAACGACCAUAGAGCCGACCAACAGCAGUCACAUCAAUGGCUCCAGCAAAGGGUUGAUGGCGAGGGAUGGUGGGACACAGACAGGAAGCCACAGCUGGAAGUUCCUGCUUGGUGUCGUGGCUCUAACUCUCAGCACUUCCAUGCUCAUUGUAUGCGCUGUUAAAUCUCCCUCGUGGUACAAGCUUCUGUUUAAUUACCGACAUCAGAGGCUCUGCGAGGACGUGGAGCACAGCGUCUUCAAUACCGGACGCUUUUCCAACUUCAGUCUGGACACAGAGCAGACGGACACAAGUGCUCAGGAGCUGGACACUGGACUGAGUCUGCAGCCCUUUGAGGAUGAUGAUGAUGAUGAUGGUUUUAUAGAGGACGGUUACAUUGAGCCGGGAAACUACAAAGAACAAACGGAUGCUAACGAGUCAUGAGCAAGAUCUCUGACAGAAGAAGAAGCUGGCUGUAAACGAGAAAAAAAAAGCUACAAACUCAUGCAUUAAACUAUGAGGAUCAUUUUAUUCCAGUGCAGUAAGGCAACAUGAAAAAGCCAUUAAAAAUUAAAAACCCAAGGAUCUCUGAACUGGAAAUGCAAAUGCAUGCAUCUCAGCAGAUUAAAAAAAAUAGUGUGUAAAUGCUGUAAUUUUUGCUUUUAAAAAAAAUUAUUACUCAAUCUCUCUUUUUAAAAGCUUGUCAGUGAUGUAUGCAAGGAUAUAAACUGUUUGCAUGUAGUUUUUUCUGCAGCAUGUAGAAUUAUUUAAAAAGAAGCUCUGGCAUGAUUGAACUGAAGAGCAGUCAUACUCAGGAGUACUCAUCUGCUGCCCUCUUGUGCACAAACAUGUAACUGUGAAAAAACAAAACUACUUACUCUCUUCUCUCUGUGAAUAUCACGUCCAUACUUUGAGCUUCUCUGUCAUUCUGUGCUUUCAGCUAAUGAGACAAACAUAAAAUAAACUCAGCAGGAAUAUGAGAAGAGCAAAGAGGAAGAUGCUGCCAUUUAAAUGAAGUUGUCUCACCAUGUUGAUGUCAUUCACGACUUCAUCCAUCUCAGUGUUUGUGUUCAGCUUGUCAACUAGCUGAUAAUUAAAAGAGCAUAUAAAGAAGGUUUUAUUGAUUCAAAAUAAAGAGACUUGUAGUACUUCCACUAAUCGUUUUAAAUUAGUGUACCAUGUUGUAAUCUGCCAGUUGCCCUUGAAGAUCUUUUAUUUCCCCAGCUAGGAUUUCUGCUCUGUUCACAGAAAAAGUUUUAAAACAUUUAAUAAAUUCAUUACUGCAUCCUAA